Molecule: messenger RNA, 3846 nt
Organism: Antechinus flavipes (yellow-footed antechinus)
Lineage: Eukaryota; Metazoa; Chordata; Mammalia; Dasyuromorphia; Dasyuridae
Gene: API5
Product: apoptosis inhibitor 5
Exons: 14
Coding region: 126-1700 (524 amino acids)
Biological process (GO): negative regulation of apoptotic process
Cellular component (GO): nucleus
Molecular function (GO): RNA binding
Source: RefSeq, a predicted model, not a curated record
ACGACGGCGGCGCCAGGGGUAGCAGCGGCGGGAGCUAUCGGCUGCGGCGGCGAAGCGGGAGCCCCAGCACAGCGGCGGCGGCGGCGGCGGAAGCGGCGCCGGAGCCCGGCGGGCACCCACCCAUCAUGCCGACUGUGGAAGAGCUUUACCGUAACUACGGCAUUCUCGCCGACGCCACGGAGCAAGUGGGGCAGCACAAAGAUGCCUAUCAGGUGAUCUUAGAUGGUGUAAAAGGAGGCACCAAGGAAAAAAGAUUAGCAGCACAGUUUAUUCCGAAAUUCUUCAAGCAUUUCCCAGAAUUGGCUGAUUCUGCUAUUAAUGCACAGCUUGAUCUCUGUGAAGAUGAAGAUGUGUCAAUCAGGAGACAAGCGAUUAAAGAACUACCCCAAUUUGCUACCGGAGAAAACCUUCCUCGAGUGGCGGACAUUCUGACUCAGCUUUUGCAGACAGAUGAUUCUGCAGAAUUUAACCUGGUGAACAACGCCCUGCUGAGUAUAUUUAAGAUGGAUGCUAAAGGGACUUUGGGAGGCUUGUUCAGCCAGAUUCUUCAAGGGGAAGACAUUGUCCGAGAACGAGCAAUCAAAUUCCUUUCCACAAAACUGAAGACUUUGCCAGAUGAAGUAUUAACAAAGGAAGUAGAAGAACUCAUAUUAACAGAGUCUAAGAAGGUCCUUGAAGAUGUGACAGGUGAGGAAUUUGUUCUCUUCAUGAAGAUCCUCUCUGGGUUAAAAAGCUUACAGACAGUCAGUGGAAGACAGCAGCUCGUGGAGUUAGUGGCUGAACAAGCCGAUUUGGAGCAGACUUUCAACCCAGCUGAUCCAGACUGUGUGGACAGACUUUUACAGUGCACAAGGCAGGCGGUCCCACUCUUCUCUAAAAACGUUCAUUCCACAAGGUUCGUGACUUAUUUCUGUGAACAUGUUCUGCCAAAUCUCAGCUCCUUGACUACUCCGGUGGAAGGCCUUGAUAUACAGUUAGAGGUUUUGAAAUUACUUGCAGAAAUGAGUUCGUUUUGUGGUGACAUGGAGAAAUUAGAAACAAAUUUAAAGAAACUAUUUGAUAAAUUGUUGGAAUACAUGCCACUCCCUCCAGAAGAAGCAGAAAAUGGGGAGAAUGCUGGCAAUGAAGAGCCUAAGUUACAGUUCAGCUAUGUAGAAUGUUUGUUGUACAGUUUUCACCAGCUGGGCCGAAAGCUUCCAGAUUUCUUGACAGCCAAGCUAAAUGCAGAAAAACUGAAAGACUUCAAAAUCAGGCUGCAGUACUUUGCCCGAGGUUUACAGGUUUAUAUCAGACAACUUCGUUUGGCUCUCCAGGGGAAAACAGGUGAAGCCUUAAAAACAGAAGAGAACAAAAUUAAAGUUGUUGCUUUGAAAAUAACGAACAACAUCAAUGUUUUAAUCAAGGAUCUCUUUCACAUUCCUCCUUCUUACAAGAGCACAGUGACAUUGUCUUGGAAACCUGUUCAGAAAGCUGAGAUGGGUCAAAAAAGGACAAAUGAAGAUACAACUUCAGGUUCACCACCCAAAAAAGCUGCAGCAGGACCAAAACGGGAUGCUAGACAAAUUUAUAAUCCUCCUAGUGGAAAAUACAGCAGCAAUCUGGGCAACUUUAAUUAUGAGCAGAGAGGGGGCUUCAGGGGAAGUAGAGGUGGCCGAGGUUGGGGAGGACGAGGAAAUCGUAGUCGGGGAAGACUCUACUGAAUACAUCACAUUCUUCAGCGCUGUCACAAGCUUAAAAACACUCUUAAACUACCAUUCAUUGGGUUGCUGGGAAUAGCCCUUUAAAGACUGCUGCCUUCAGGUAAAGACUUCAAUGUGUUCUUUGUACCUUUGUAUGUCUGAUCUACUUUUCUAACUGAAUACAGACGUGUCCAAGGAGAAAUCACAGCUGUAUAUUUGGAUGCUUUUGUCAGCAAAUUUGCAUUUUUCGCAGUGUCUUCAGGGUUUAUUCAAACUUGGAAACCACAUUGUAUAUGGUUUCUCUCAAAACAUCUUGACAGUUUAUAUAUUAACCAGAGAGCUGUUUGUGCUAAAACCAUGUAAUAUAAUGUAAGAGUCUGAUAAAUGAUAGAAAGGAACAUUCAUGAAGGCUCAUGUCAGUUAUGAUGUGUUGCUAGUUUUCCUCUCCCCUCCAUCCUCCUCCUACCCAAUAUAUGGAGAAGAGUGUAAUUGUCAAUGUUCACAUUCUUUUUGCUUUUAUUUCUUUUACUGAGCUGCCAUGCACUGAUGCAGCUCUACCACUUUCUUUGUCAUAAAUGGAAAAUCUUUUACCAGCUUUUUCUUAAAUGCAGACCUUAAUUUAGUUAAUAUCUGGGAGUGACAUUAAUGGGGCAAAGUAAGUUGCUUUUACACUGCUUACAUAAUUCUUCUCCAUGUGUUGUGAUGCAAACUUAUUUGGAAUAUGGGAUUUUAAUGUUCAGUAUAAAAAUAUGUGUGUGCACAUAUAUAUAUAUACAUAUAUAUAUAUGCUGUGAAACUUUACUAUACAAAACAAAUCAAUAAAGAAUAGAAACACUCCAGGAUUGGGUAUUGUGCUGCAGUGAUUGUCCUCUUUUGGAGUAAGUUGGUCAAGUUUUCCCCCCAACAGUGAGGGGUUGUGAGUCAGCUUGCACUUAACAUUAUUGUUAUUUAAAAAUAAAAACACGUAAAAACUAUAUAUAUACAAAAAGAAACCAUAUUUUGGAGAGCUGUUUUGGAAAAAUAUAACCAAAUACUAAAUCUGACUUGAGUAGCAUCCUUCACAGUGUGAGUGGUGUAACCUAGGAUUCUGUUGACCAGAGCUUCCCUGGAAAAAAUAUUUCAAGAGUGGAUAAUAAGGAAAAGAUGCUCUCUUAGUUUUGCUUUACCACUUUUGGAAUUUUUAACUUCUCAGGUUAAUCAAAAUUAAAAUUAAACAUAGAAUAAGUUAUAAGUGGAUGAAGCAAAUCUUAGAUGACAUCACCAGACAUGAGUAUGAGGAGUUUUCAAAUGUCAUAGGUAUUUUUAAUAGCAUAGGCUUUUUCAUAUAUGUGUAUAUAUAUAUAUUUUUUUUUUUUGGUUCAACAGUUAGUCUUUCCUUCCCCUAGUUUUCACCCCAAAAUCAAAUGCCUGGAUGAUAUUUUCCAGGUAUUAUUCAUGUCUUUGUGGGGAAUAGUUUGUGAUUCCAAUGCAGGUGUCUUCAUUAAUGUUCAUUGUUGUGCUUUAGUAGUUAUCACUGCAUUGGGAAAAAAGGAUAGUCCCUUGUUGGUUCUACUGCACAUUCUUAUGGGGAAAAAAUAUUUUUUAAAGGCUAGAAUAAUGAUAACAAGUGAGCAGAGGUAAUUGACCAGUUUGAAGUGGUGGCAAUAAUAUUCAAACAUUCCAUAAGCUUCUGAAUUGAACCUAAACUCACUUGGAAUCUGGACAAACAUAGGAAUAAAUAUUUACCAUUGAGAAAGAUGUAACCAGCUAGUCUGGCUCUUAGACUUCAGACCAGCAGGUAGCCUAAAGGCCAUUUUGAAUGUAGAAACUGUAUUGGGACUACAUCUUUGUAAAUUUGGACAUUUUUAAUUCUUAUUUUCCUCUUUUGAUUUGGAGUACGUGUUUAGAUACUUAGAAGUGAGCAUAAGUGAUUUUGCUCACUGAAGUUUGAUGUUGAUUUAACUACUAUCUUCCUCUCUAUUCUCUUACUCCACUGCUACUGUUUCCCUACCCCUUAGUCCUUCCAGAGGCAAUAGUGUAUACUAUAGGAGGGUUAUUUUUGCUUCAAGAUUGAGAAUGAAAACAUCACAUGUGUGAUUAUUUUCCCCUUUAUAAAGACACCUGUUUAUCACCUUGUUCAAAUGUAAAUGUUCCCUAUGCUUUUGGAAUAAAUUCAUUUUGUAAUUUU